Chelmon rostratus (copperband butterflyfish) is the source of this 682-nucleotide messenger RNA. Its product is annotated as LBH domain-containing protein 2-like. The record is from RefSeq and is a predicted model, not a curated record. The transcript is spliced from 4 exons. NCBI's taxonomy places the organism in Eukaryota, Metazoa, Chordata, Actinopteri, Chaetodontiformes, Chaetodontidae. The coding region runs from base 126 to 446 and encodes 106 amino acids.
CAUCAUCUCCAUCAUCACCACCAUCAUCAUCCUCAUCAGCAUCAGCAGGAACAGCAUCAGUGUGAUGAAGCAGCGGAGGACGGAGACCUUCCUGCUCUGAGACACUGGAUCAGCCCGCAGACAGGAUGACUGAGGUGAUGAACUCUCUGGAGCCAGGCACGGAGGACUUCAGCGGGGGCGGAGCGGCAGCAGAUCAGGGUGCAAUCUUCCCAGACGCCCAUGAAAGGUAUCCGAAGCUGUCCAAGAGGCUCCCGUCCAUCGUGGUUGAGCCGAUGGACGCAGCCGAGGUGGAGAGCGGCGAGCUCCGCUGGCCGCCGGACGAGCCGAGCUCUCCGGACGCCCAGACUGAGAGGCAGAGUGCAGAGGAGGAAGCUGCAGAUGAGGGACAGUCGAGUGUCGGUGUGGAUGAAGAGGCUUCAGGUGCGGAGAUGCAGGACUCCAACUGAAGAAACUCUCCUCCUGCGUAAUCCACUGUUACUGUGAGUGUGUCCAGACUCGGAUGAAUGAAAAAGAGUCAGAUAGAAGAGCAGUUUGCAUUGAUAGAGAGAUUACAGAGCCGGAGGAGGGAGGUAAAAAAACAGGUUCCCGAACCCCAGCUCCCGGGCUUGGAGCCGGAGUCCCCUUAAAUACAUUUCCAGAUGUUUUUUCCUGUUCGUGUACUCACCUGCGCUGAUGAAGGAGC